AUGGCUUUUAUAGAUAAGCAGCAAUGGGAAGAAGCCAUCAAUGCAGAUUUGCAGUCUUCUGGUAUCAUAGUCCCUUCUCUGCCAGUGGAUAGUCCUGCCAUUAAUGACAUACUUGAUGAAAGCUCUGAGUAUUACUCUCUUGUUGAUGCGUCUUGGGUCUCUGCUUCUCAACGUGCAGGUAUUAGAUGGUCCUUAUUCAGUAAAGAAGGCAUCCAACUGCUCAAGGGAAGUGCCUCUAUCCCCCCGACGCAAACUGUACUGGAAGCGGAAGCUCAGGCUUUACUAAUGGCUACUCAACACCUUCAUGUUUUUGGAUAUCCUCAUGUAACUUUUGUGGUGACUGCAAAAUGUUAUAUGAGCUCCUGCAAUCUUAUAAGGGAGGUACGCAAUCGGAUGCCUCUACAGUGCCUUUAUUACAUGGCUCCUCUAGCUUGUAACCUUGUUUAUUAA
Thlaspi arvense is the source of this 450-nucleotide messenger RNA. The record is from the annotation of a GenBank genome assembly. NCBI's taxonomy places the organism in Eukaryota, Viridiplantae, Streptophyta, Magnoliopsida, Brassicales, Brassicaceae.